AUGAGCUCAUUUGGCCCAUUUUCAACAGAAGCACAUCGUCUUGAACAAGAUAACUUGCAAAUGAGGCGAGAAAUUGAUGAAUUGCGAAGUGAAUUAAACAGAAAAACUAAGAAAUUAGAGAGAGUAAUUGAAGAAUUAAGGAUUACAAAAGAUCAAAUGUCUAGAUCACAAUUAUCUAAACAUGAUAUUCAUGAGGAAACAUACCCUCGAAAAUAUUCACGUCGUGAUGAUAGAAAUUACAAUCAAUGUUGCUGUUGCAAAUGCUGCUGCCAUUGUGAUCCAAUGAAUGAUCUUUCCAGAACAGAAGAAUCUCUUCAAAGACUUGUUUCGAAAUAUGAUUCAUUAAAAGAAGAUUAUAAAGAUCUUGAGAGAGAAAACGCUCGCUGGUCAGAAUUUUGUUACUUUUUAUAUGGAAUAGCCUCAACAAAUCUUCAGUACUUCCCAGAGUAUCCAGAAAAUCACCCAGAUACACAAAGAAAAGUAGUAAUGUCAUUGAUCAGAAAAAUUUGCAAAGUUGGUGGCAAGGAAAUUUCAGAACAUGCUGAAUUCGAGUCCCUCAAAAACAAAUAUUCCAAAGUCACAAAAGGAAUUUCAACAGUUCAUCAUGAAUGCGAUAAUCUUGAUGCAAUCCUUCACGAUUAUCCUUCAUACUAUAAUAGAAGAACAGGCGAAAUAACAAGAAUCGAGAAUGAUGUCUUUGACGAAGAUGCCAGCUCAGCAAGAAAAAGAAAAUAUUCGAACAAUGAGCACAAGGAAAAAAUAUCAACCAAGACCAAAGAAGUUUCUCCAGCAUCAAUAUCAAGAUCCAUCAAGAAAGUUCAAGAAAAAAUCGAAAACGUCUCAAAUCAGGCAAAUACAAAACCAACAUCUUUGAAGUCAGAUAUCCAAAAACUCCAUGAAGUUACUAAGCAAAUUAAAGAAGACUACAAAUCGAUGUCGUUCAAUGAAAAAGAUAUCCACUCUGAUUAA
Trichomonas vaginalis G3 is the source of this 969-nucleotide messenger RNA. RefSeq lists its product as uncharacterized. NCBI's taxonomy places the organism in Eukaryota, Parabasalia, Trichomonadida, Trichomonadidae. The record is from RefSeq and is a predicted model, not a curated record. The transcript has a single exon. Bases 1 to 969 code for a protein of 322 amino acids.